CUUUAGUUUCGUGCAGAUAGGGAAUACCAGGAUGAAGUUGUUGACCACCUGGAUUUCAGUAGCCUUAGUGCUCACGAACCAGGGCUUGGAAGUGCGAGCCUACUUUUCCAGUCCUAUUUUCCAAAAGGAUGGAUUUGGGCCUUGGCAUUCCUCAUCUCGGGGACAGCCCAUCCCGCUUCCCAGGAUCUACCAGAGUUAUAAAUCCACUCUACUUAUCGACCCGGAGAAUUUUCUGUUUAACAUCAGCCACGCGACGUGCGAGAUCCUCGAAGAUGCAGUCCAACGUUACCAGAAGUUGAUAUUCAAGUCGCCAAAGUUCAAACCCUGCGAGAAAACGUGGACGAACUGCGCCAAAGACAACUGCCUCAAACGGCUUGACAUUUACCUUCAGUCUCCGUGCGAAGAAUGGCCCCCUUCCCGCAUGGACGAGCAAUAUCUCCUGAAGGUGAACACAGACGAGUUAAAGGGAGGAGCGCUUUUAUCUGCAGCAAGCAUCUGGGGGAUCCUUCGUGGACUCGAGACUUUCAGUCAGAUGGUUUAUUACCAUGACUGCCAGGUGAACGCGCAGAGAUUCUUCGUGAACACGACCUUCGUUCAAGAUUGGCCUCGCUUCCCCUGGAGAGGUUUGCUCUUGGACACAUCUCGUCAUUUCUUGCCAAAGAUCACCAUCUUCGAAACACUGGAUCUGAUGGCCAUGAACAAGCUCAACGUCUUCCACUGGCACAUCGUCGACGACAACUCUUUUCCCUACGAAUCUCUCAGAUUCCCCUUCCUCAGUAAGAACGGGUCAUACGGGCCGGACAUGGUGUAUACGAGGAAGGAUCUGAAGGACAUCUUGGAGUACGCUAGAAGAAGGGGAAUAAGGGUUGUGCCUGAAUUCGACACGCCUGGCCAUACCCAGUCGUGGGGAAGGAAUCUGCCUGGAUUCCUCACGCCUUGUGGGGAGGAAUACGGAUGGAGCUUCUUAGGGGAUUUACCCGACUAUGGACCCAUCGACCCCAGCCGAGAGGAGAACUACGUCUUCCUCGAGAAGUUCUUCAAGGAAGUCUUCAAUACCUUCCCUGAUAAGUUUCUACACCUCGGAGGAGACGAAGUCGAUUUCCGCUGCUGGAGCAUGAAUCGAGACAUCGCGGAAUUCAUGAAGCAGAACAACAUCUCCAGUUAUGAAGGGCUGGAGGCUUACUACAUUCACAGGCUUAUAGACCUGCUCGAUGACAUCUCAUCCAAGAAGAAGACGUACUUAGUGUGGCAGGAAGUUUUUGACAACCAAGUUCCACUGGAUCCCAACACCAUUGUUCAUGUUUGGAAGGGAAACUGGGAGAGUGAAAUGGCUCAGGUGACGGCGGCUGGAAAGAAAGCAUUGCUCUCGUCUUGCUGGUAUCUCAACUACAUCUCGUACGGAACGGAUUGGGAGAAUUACUACAAGUGCGACCCGGAGAACUUUCCAGGCACCCCGUCUCAGAAGUGGCUCGUCCUCGGCGGAGAGGUCUGCAUGUGGGCGGAAUUCGUGGACGAAACGAACCUCCAUUCGCGACUGUGGCCCCGAGCAUCUGCCGCUGCAGAGCGGCUUUGGUCUGCAAAAGAAGUUCAAGACGGGGAAUUCCUUGCCUCCAGGAUGAAUGAGCAUCGGUGCCGUAUUCGUCGUCGCGGAUACCCGGCUCAGCCCAUCAACGGCCCUGACUUCUGCGACAAUCUCAAAAUACCCUAAAACGGCACCAGUUGGCUUUUCGGUUUCUCCUUCAGAAUCAUGUCGAAACUGGAGUUCUAGCAGGAAUAACUCAUUUCUUUAAAUUGCAUGUGCACAGUAAUAGUCCUGGGUCUUUUUCCUGAAUAAGGGUGCAUAAACAUGGAAUCUAUCUAUUACUAUUAUAUUUCAGUGUUUGUCCUUUAUGAACGCCACGCUUCUGAUCCCAGCACGACCAAACUCUGCAUGGCUUCCUCAUUUGGUCCGGGGAUGGUCAUAGGCUAGGUGGCGUUUCAAAAUU
This is a messenger RNA of Darwinula stevensoni, 1985 nucleotides long. NCBI's taxonomy places the organism in Eukaryota, Metazoa, Arthropoda, Ostracoda, Podocopida, Darwinulidae. The record is from the annotation of a GenBank genome assembly.